Myodes glareolus (Bank vole) is the source of this 752-nucleotide messenger RNA. RefSeq names its product nudix hydrolase 1 (gene Nudt1). Lineage: Eukaryota; Metazoa; Chordata; Mammalia; Rodentia; Cricetidae. Gene Ontology annotation, cellular component: cytoplasm. Gene Ontology annotation, molecular function: 8-oxo-7,8-dihydroguanosine triphosphate pyrophosphatase activity. Gene Ontology annotation, biological process: DNA protection. The record is from RefSeq and is a predicted model, not a curated record.
CUGGCGGUUUCCUCCCCGCCGCCGGAAGUCCCGCCCUUGCUUACAGCCUGAGGCCCUCCCCAGGAAGCUGUAGCUUGGGCGCGAAGGACCCAGGAGACCAUGGGCACCUCCAGGCUCUACACCCUGGUGCUGGUGCUCCAGCCUCAGCGAGUUCUCCUAGGAAUGAAGAAGAGGGGCUUUGGUGCUGGCCGCUGGAAUGGCUUCGGGGGUAAAGUCCAGGAAGGAGAGACCAUUGAGGACGGGGCUAAGAGGGAGCUGCAGGAAGAGAGUGGCCUGACAGUGGAUGCGCUGCACAAGGUGGGCCACAUAUCAUUUGAGUUUGUGGGUUCCCCCGAGCUGAUGGACGUGCAUAUCUUCUCUACUGACCACGUGCACGGGACGCCCACAGAGAGUGACGAAAUGCGCCCUCAGUGGUUCCAACUCGACCAGAUCCCCUUUGCAGACAUGUGGCCCGAUGACAGCUAUUGGUUCCCACUCCUGCUCCAGAAGAAGAAGUUCUGUGGGUACUUCAAGUUCCAAGAUCAGGACACCAUCCUCGACUACUCGCUGCGUGAGGUGGAUGAAUUCUAAUACGGACGUCUGGCCUGUUCUGGCCACAUUCAGGUUGCUACACAGCCACAAGCUGUUGGUCCAAGGGCACCACAAGGAGGGGCUGGUAUUUUCUAUUGGAAUGUGAAAUGUCACUGAUAGAUUACUAUGCCUGAAUGUGAAAUGUCACUGAUAGAUUAAUAUACUGGAAUACUUUGUCUCCA